Raphanus sativus (radish) is the source of this 1204-nucleotide messenger RNA. RefSeq names its product clavaminate synthase-like protein At3g21360. Gene Ontology annotation, molecular function: oxidoreductase activity. NCBI's taxonomy places the organism in Eukaryota, Viridiplantae, Streptophyta, Magnoliopsida, Brassicales, Brassicaceae. The record is from RefSeq and is a predicted model, not a curated record. Bases 89 to 1075 code for a protein of 328 amino acids. The transcript has 3 exons.
UCAGAUACUGACACGAACUGUCCAGCAACAGACUUUUGCAAGAACAGAGCCUGAAAAAAAAAAGAAAAUUAGAAACAUUUGACAAAAAAUGGCAGAAUCAUUGGUGGAAACUCGAAUCCCACACCAAAAGCUCUACGAAUCAAAACCUUUCCCUGCGGUGAUCACUCAGUCACCGUCUCUCCCACUCCCUGCUCCGUCUCUCCCACUCUUCACACAAACAAUCACCACCCACAAACCCUAUCUCGACUCCCUCCUCCACCGAUCCGGAGCCGUCCUCUUCCGAGGCUUCCCCGUCUCUACCGCCUCCGACUUCAACGACGUCGUCGAGGCUUUCGGCUACGACGAGCUUCCUUACGUGGGAGGCGCCGCGCCACGCACUAGCGUCGUCGGCCGUGUCUUCACUGCCAACGAGUCUCCUCCUGAUCAAAAGAUCCCCUUUCACCACGAGAUGGCUCAGGUUCCUGAGUUUCCAUCAAAGUUGUUCUUUUACUGUGAGGUGGAGCCUAAGUGUGGAGGAGAGACACCGAUUGUGUUGAGUCAUGUUGUGUACGAGAGAAUGAAAGAGAAGCAUCCAGAGUUUGUUCAGAGGUUGGAGGAACAUGGUUUGGUCUACGUUAGGGUUUUAGGGGAAGCUGAUGAUCCUUCUUCACCCAUUGGCCGUGGCUGGAAAUCAACUUUCUUGACACACGACAAGAACGUUGCUGAGGAAAGGGCAACUAAACUGGGAAUGAAGCUGGAAUGGACCGAGGAAGGAGGAGCCAAGACAAUAAUGGGUCCAAUCCCGGCUAUCAAGUACGACAAGUCGAGGAACCGUAAAGUGUGGUUCAACAGCAUGGUGGCUGCUUACACAGGGUGGGAGGAUAAGAGGAAUGAUCCAAGAAAGGCUGUGACUUUUGGAGAUGGGAAGCCUUUACCGGAAGAUAUAGUCCACGACUGUUUAAGGAUACUCGAAGAAGAAUGUGUUGCUGUUCCUUGGCAGAGAGGUGAUGUUCUGCUUAUAGACAACUGGGCUGUUCUUCACUCACGAAGACCGUUUGAUCCUCCUCGCAGAGUUCUUGCAUCUCUCUGCAAAUAGAUUUAUUAUCUUGUCUUGUUCCACGCAACUAAACAAUCAUAAGAAAGAACCUUAUGGUAUUGUUGUCACACGUGUGUAAAGCUUUGUAUCCUUCUUACAUUAUUGCUAGAGAAAAAAAUAUUGAAUCUA